GUAACUUGUCAUUCGUUGGAAUCAAUGGCUUGUUUUGGUGGCGACAGGUUAUCGACAAGAUUAACAUUAAGUAUUUCUUUAACUUUCGCUAUUAUGUUGCUUUUCUUUUCCGUAAAUUAUAUUGUUUUUCUAUGUCAACGAUAGCCAAUGUUGGCAAUUACUUCAUAUUUUUUAAAAGUGGAAUGAGUGCGUUUUAGCUAAUGGUUUUCUACUAGUUUGUCAUAUAAUGUUAGUUACUCAUUAAAAUACAUUUUCGCUGUGCACUGCUAAAUGUGAGCCGGCAGUAUGGCUGUUGCUGUGUUAGGAGCUAGAACGGUUCUUGUCAACAUGAGGUCCACUUUCCAAAGAGUACGGCUUUUUGGUCAAACCAGACUUAUCCAGAGUUCUAGGUCAUAUCUGGUCAAGAGGGGGCACGUUCUGACCAACAUCCCCAAGUUCGCGUUGCUGUUUUGGGGUACAGCAAGUGUACCCUCAGCCAAAUGCCAACAAGCUGCUCUGCCAGUCCAAAUCACCAACAGGAAGUCUCUAGCCAAGAUUCAAGUGCACAAACUAGUCUUUCUCAUCCGCCUAGGUGUGCGUGCGUUAGUGCUUUUCAUGAAAUUCUCCCCUUUCCUGCUUCUUUCCCCCUUGGUUCUGAUUUCCGCUCGCUGGGCAUCGUGCUGGUUGGAUGCCCUGCUGUGGGUGACUGAAAGCUCUGGCCCAGCCUUCAUUAAGCUGGGGCAAUGGGCCAGCACCAGGAGAGACAUCUUCCCUCAGGAGUUCUGCGACCGUUUUUCCAGACUUCACGUGAAGGUCCGUCCUCAUUCAUGGGCCCACACCAAGCUGUGCCUCAAAAGGGCUUUUGGAGAAGGCUGGAAGAAAGUUCUCAUGUUCGAGAGCAAAGAACCGGUGGGCUCAGGUUGCGUGGCCCAGGUUUACCGCGGCUGGGCCAAAAAGGAUCAGGUGGAGGACCCGGACUUUCAAACGCUAGUGGAGGAGAUGGAAAGGGAGGAUCUUCUAGAAGCGUGGGAGAUUCCUGGUCUGAGUGGAGUGUUGAGCUCUAUGUGGAAUUUCUGGAAAGGAAGAAACAAGGAAGAUGAGGAGAAGCUUCAUGAGAACACCUUGCACGAAGAUCACAGGAUACCUGUGGCUAUUAAGGUGCUUCAUCCAGGCCUGAGACGACAAGUGGAGAUGGACCUGCUGCUGAUGAAGGCAGCUAGCUUCCUUUUACACUGCCUACCUGGACUUAAGUGGCUUAGCCUGCCAGAAAUUGUCAGCGAGUUUGAAAAUCUCAUGACUAAACAGAUUGACCUUCGUUUUGAGGCCAAGAAUAUUGAGCGCUUUCGCGAGAAUUUCCGCAACGUCGACUACGUGAAGUUUCCUACUCCAUUGCGGCCUUUUGUCACCAGGACAAUUCUGGUCGAAACAUUUGAAGAGAGCGAGCCCAUCUCAAACUACCUUGGAGUAGAGACUCCACAGAAGGUGAAGCAGAAGAUUGCCAGGAUGGGAGUUGACACUCUGUUAAAAAUGGUUUUUGUGGAUAACUUCGUCCAUGCUGAUCUCCAUCCUGGCAACAUCUUAGUACAGCAUUGCGGCCCACCCGCGGGGUCCUCAGAUGUCCCUGCUGCAGACCAGGGGAAGACCACCCUGACCGACCUGUGGGAUACAGUGGUUGUGAGCGUCAGGCCCGAGACGUGUCCUUACCAGCUGGUGCUGCUGGACGCCGGCAUCGUGGCGCAGCUGAGCGGUCGCGACCUGGACAACUUCAAGGCUGUCUUCACUGCCGUUGUGCGGCGCCAGGGUGAACGAGUAGCAGAGCUAAUCCUCCAUCACGCUCGGGCUAACGAGUGCCAAGAUGUGCCACGCUUUAAGAAGGAGAUGGCCCAGCUGGUGGACGUUGCCCUCAGCAGCACCCUCUCCCUGGGAAAGAUCCAAGUAGCCGACUUGCUCUCUAGAGUCUUUGGCCUACUAAUCAAACACAAGGUGAAACUGGAAAGUAACUUUGCAUCCAUCGUCCUUGCUAUCAUGGUACUGGAAGGCCUGGGCCGCUCUUUGGACCCCAACUUGGACAUCUUGGAGCUGGCCAAACCGCUGCUGCUCAAAAACUGUGCCUCACUCGUAUAAACCAACACUAACACAUUCUUUCACUGACGCAUAAAUACCUCAACAAUUUCAAUCAUGGACAAACAAACAUUGAAGUGCAACAAGAAGAAUAUUUCCUCAUAUAGUGGUAGGGAAGGAUGGGAGUUUUUUAAUUGUGUGAAUUUUUUUCUCAAGCGCUACUUAAAGGGAUAGACAACAACAUGAUCAUGUUCAUCACAGCGGAAGAAUCUUGUUAAAUAAAGUGAAAGGACACGUUUUUUUCCUGAUGUGUAAUAGUGGGAAAAAAUGUGUCAAUAAAACCUAAUAUUUCACUAAAGUAGGCAAAAUAGGCUAAAUAAAUUCAAACCAUUUGAAACAAUCUGGUAAACAUUAACAUUAGAUUGCAUUUGAGCUAGCAGACUUUUAUUAUGCAAGUUAGCCAAUUGUUCUAUUGUAAGACCCUCAUUUAGGAAUUUUCUUAUCGUUUGGGGGUUAGGUCAGGCGUGCAUCGGACACCAGCAGUUUCAGCGUACUAAAAAUACAGGAUUUAGUUGAGCUUUAGUUCACGCUUGGACUCAACUAGCGCCUGAGCUUAGCCUCAAAAGAUUAAAAAAAAAAAAAUUUGGGUCUUACAAAAGAAUAAUUGGCUAACUUGCAUAGCAAAAGUCCGCUAGCUUAACUGCUAUAUAAUGCUAAUGUUUACCGGAUUGUUUAAAUAUAUGGUACUUUGUCAGUCAGUCAGUUUAUGUUUUAUGAUAGUGUUGGACAUAAGUGAUUUCUUGUUUAGCUUUUUUUUAUUUUUUAUAUUUUUUUACUUAGACUAAUUGGAGUAUGGCAUUUAUUUGAGCACAUGUCAGUAUUUGCGGAAACAAUACUGUAAAAGCUGUUUUGGAACUUUUUCAGAUUUUUUGGGAUGGUAGGAGAUUAAAUAUUUAUAACCCUUUAUAGGGUAAAUGACUAUUUUUGUAAUUUAAAAAAACCUAACCCUAUGAAAACCUGGCGUCAACAUAUGUGGACAGCACAUUUUGGGUCAUGUAGGUCACAACAUUAACAUUUAGUAGACCAUUGUGACCUAGCUGACCCUAAAAUUUGAUGUAUGCAUGUGUUAACACUAGGGUUGAGCAUCGAUGGGAUCCAGGACUAACACUCCGGUUGUCCCGGAACUGUUCGAUUUUUUAAAAUUUCGAUUCUAAGUUUGGACGCCCUAACCGCCGACUGGAAAAAAUAGCUGCCGAACACCACAAAGAAGAAGCCACAUGAAGACUAGCUCAAUUAUGAGCAAAUCAAACGAAGUGGCUAUUUUAGCUUAGCACAAAAACGUGUUGCGUCGCUUCACAUAAAUGACAACAAAGUAACAGAAUUAACACACUGAAAUGUUAAAACGUGCAGACUUACAGAUUGUGGUUUAUCAAGGGUUCCCAACGAUGUGUAGUGCAGAGGAGGUGUGUAGCGUCUGUACACCUCAAGGAUUCUUUUCCAGCAAAAGAAAAGUUAUUUUUGCCUGCUUCCAGUAAGUCACCACUAGGGGAAGGCAAGCGUACAUAGCAAAACCAAAACCAAACUCUAAAGUCUGGAGUUACAAUAGUGACAUUUUGUGGACGGAUGAAAAACAUCAGUUUAGAAAGAAACUUAAACAGUAGUCAAUUUAACUUAUUCACUCCCAGCCAUUUUCAUCAGAGCAAGGCCCUUCGCUCCCGGCCGUUUUACCGAAUUUUGACUGAUUUUGCAAGGCCCAUAGAAAAUUCUGUUCUAUUGCUAUAUAAACAUGGAACCCACCAAAAGAAAGACUCUUCUUUUAGCAGAAAAAAAUUAAGUUCAUAUCUUUUUCCAUUCUUUAGAAAUCAGCAUUAGAAAAUAGCUUAGUUUGAGCAAUUUUCCAAUUUCUGAUGAAAAAAGAGAAAACUAGCUUUUUGUAAACGCAUACAUUUCAAACAUAACUUUGACUUUAACACAGCUAUUUUUUUUGCCUUAGUUACAUCCCAAACAUCUGAAUGUUUUCCUUUUACAAAAUAUCAUAAGGAACAAGACAAAUAGAGCUUUUGAUAGCAAAGUAACAAUAUAUUUACACAUUACUACUGAGAUGACGCCGUUGUUGCCGCGUCAGCCGUGUAAACUUUUCCCUCAUCUUUGUCUGUCUCACAAAGAUGGAUUAUUUUUGAGUCUCUGCGGGGGUCUGCUUGACGAGCCCGCUGCACGGUGGUCCCAGUCGUUUUGCUCCGUCGUCCAGCGCCUGGCAUUCCAGGCGUCCUCUCGUUUUGUUCGGUCGUCCGCAGCCUGGCAUCAUGCCACCAGCGCUCCGACAGUGCUGCCCGGCCUUUCAUUGCUGUUGAAUCAGGUUGAGAGUCUUACAAAAUGCGCUACUGCCCUCCAGUGGCCAGUUUUAUUGCUUUAAAAUGGUUUUGGAGCUUUGUUUUUUUUGUUCCUCGGAUAGAGCGGAAGCUAUAAAUGCUUCUUGUAAAAAAACAAAACAAAAAAAAAACGCAAAAGACGUAUAAACACGUUUUUGGGACAAUGAAGCAUUUAAAAAUAUAACCUAUUUAUAUGAUUUUGGGAGCAAAUGAGUUGAGAUCAAGGGAUGGAACACUCCCCGCCUGACAUCUGCAAGAUGUCAGCCCUUAAAUAACUUUGAAAUACCACCUAAAACAAACGAUGCAAUAUAAUAAAUGCCUGCAGCAUAAGACACUCUAAAACAUAGGCAAAAGAAAAUGUGUAAAUGUUUUCUCUGUGAGCUUUUGAAAAAUGAACAUCUUUGUGAAAGUGCACUCCUGUGGAAAUUCAAGUUUAAAGACUGAUAUUUAUAUACAAGUUAAAAAUAGCCCUGUGAGAAAUUCAUAGCACAGUUAAAUGAAAAUGAAAAUUCGUAUAAUUUAAAAUUAAAUUAAUUAAUAAAAUUAAAUUAAUAUAAACUAUGCAAUUUUUUUUUACCUUGCCUUUCAAAAGAAUCUGAAUCGGAACCGUUCAAAUUCAAACGAUGCCCAACCCUAGUUAACACCAGGUCUGAAUUGUAAUUAUAUUCACUCAUUAACUGCCAGCCUCUACCAAUCUCGAUUGGACGUCUAGUGCCGUCAACAGCAACUGAGUUAGGGCCCUAUGAAGGGUUAAUGAGCUGUUUACAUUACACAAUACUGUAACAGGAAAUGGUAAAGGGAUCAACACCAUGCUAAAACAUGUCUCUUGUUUAAAAGACAAUAUCACAAUGGCACAAGGUCCAUUCAUUUAGCAUUUUAUUAAAUCUGUCAAUGAAAAACACAGACAACAGACGCACUUUUGUCAUCAGGAAGAACAGUCAGCAUGGCUGAGAAAAAGUGAAUGAAAUAAAGAAGUUUUGGUGCAAUCAAAAUAAAAUAUUACAUAUGCAAAAAAUUGAUUUUUUUUUUUUGUUUCGUUUGUGUAUUAAAUCACCAUAAAGAGCCCAGGUAGGGCAGCACUGAUCAGCUAGAUGAGGGACAAUAUCGGUGUGAAAAAAAUCUAAUAAUAGUUAUAUUAAUUAACAGCAAAAAAUCUCUAAUAGACAAACACAAUCACCUCAGUAUAAGAUUCUGUCACGGUUACGACAACCAGAGAAAAGCGGAAUUCUUGCUUUUUUUUGUCCUAGUUUUUGUUUUUUGAUGAAUUAAAUAUUUUUUUAUUUUUUGAAAAAUAUCUCACCAUUUACUUAUACUUUUUUUAUUGCAAAAAAUAGGCAACCGGACUAGUUGUGAUAAAUGGUUAAGGGGGAGAUACGGGUGUGUUGUAGGAAACCGGGGAGGGG
This is a messenger RNA of Corythoichthys intestinalis (scribbled pipefish), 5812 nucleotides long. It is a transcript of the gene adck2, whose product is annotated as aarF domain containing kinase 2. Gene Ontology annotation, cellular component: mitochondrion. The transcript has 8 exons. NCBI's taxonomy places the organism in Eukaryota, Metazoa, Chordata, Actinopteri, Syngnathiformes, Syngnathidae. The coding region runs from base 286 to 2103 and encodes 605 amino acids. The record is from RefSeq and is a predicted model, not a curated record.